GAAUACAAUCACGUGGAUCCGGACGACGGCCUCUUGAUCGUUGCCAAUGGCAGCAAGCAGGUCCGGCUGUUCAGCUGUCAAUCAAUCGACCGACUCUACCCUAACAAGCUCGGCACAAAAGGAAGAACCGUGAGUUAUGAUUAUGAUGACGAUGGCAGUGGUAAUGAUGAUGAUGGUGGUGGUAGGGUGAUGGUGAUUAUUGUGAUUUUAUUGUACAUCCCUGCAUUUUGGUGGCACCAGAUCACAUCCACAGAAACCACCAUCUCAAUCAACAUCUUCUGGGGUGACGCUGGUCUUAAUAACUACUCGCUCAAAGUCAUGCGAGAACCAACAUGGUGUUGUUUCAGAUACUGGUUGUUGAACAUCAUUGAGCAGAACAGAAGUCAGAUUUCAUUCCCACGUAUUCUCAAUCGUCUAUCUGAAUCUCUGCCAAACUUUUUGAUGACGCAAUGGCAUGAAAAGCUGACGUCAUCACAGACGAACGAGCUGGUCGAAGUCGUCGUCGGCCACUUGAGUAAUGAUAAUGAUGCCUGUGAUGAUGAUGAUGAUUGUGACGUGAGAAGAACUGUUGGAAAUGCCCCGGUCCUUAAGAUUCGUGGCCUGCUAUGGAGGAAGUGA
Molecule: messenger RNA, 618 nt
Organism: Helobdella robusta
Lineage: Eukaryota; Metazoa; Annelida; Clitellata; Rhynchobdellida; Glossiphoniidae
Exons: 5
Source: RefSeq, a predicted model, not a curated record